CGCUGUUUUCCCUCCCAACAACAACAGCCCUUUUUUGGCUUAGUUUGCUGUGCAUAUAUAACUUCAUCCACAAUGCAACACAGCAGCAACUGUAUUUUUUCUUUCUAAGUUUCUUUUAUAUUUGUUGGGGUAGUGGGGUCUCGAUUUUCUACUUGAAGAAAAAUCCCUUCUUUAUUUCUUUUUUCUUUGCUGACCUCCGUUUCCCGCUCCUUUCUUCAAUCUCAGCCACUUUCGUUUGACUCCUUUGUUUCUUACAAACCAAACAAAAGAAAAGAAUAGUGUGUCUUUUUUUGUGUGUGUGUGUGGUUGUCUGAUUCAGACAGGCAAUGCAGAGUUAGAUAGAGAAAUAGAUAGAAGGAGGUGAUGGGGGAUUGUAGAGGGGAGAGAGAACUCAUGGAUACUCCAGAGAGAACCAACAACACCCAGAUCGCCACUUCCAUUGCCAAAUUUGAGGACUCCCCUGUCUUUAACUUUCUCAACAAUCUUUCCCCUAUCAAGCCGGUUAAACCGGUACACAUCUCUCAGACGAUAAAUCCACUUAGCUUCUCUUCCCUUCCAUCCGUGUUCAGUUCACCGCAUCUUACUUCCCUCAGGGAAUCUAGAUUUCUUCGCAGGCAUAGUCUUUCAGAUCCAUCAAAACCCGAGUUCUCCUCUGAUGAUGGGAACACAGUUGAUCCAAACAUGCAAGUCGCUAUGAACUUGGACGAACAGAAGGAAAAUCUGGAUGCAAAUUGUGAAAAUGCUGGUGAGCCAUCUUAUGGAUGCUCAAAGCUUGUAGUUGAGUUUGCAGAAACCCUAAAUUGUGAGUUGGACAUUGUGAACUCGAGCUUGAGUUGUCUUAAGGCCAAACGUGUAGCAGAGUAUGCUUGCACUUCUUCAGCAUUUGUGGAAGACCAAAGGAGCGUAAACAUGGGUGAGGCGAAUCUGGAGGAGUUAGUCAAUACCAAUGGAAACAGUUGGGACAGUUUGAUUGCUGAUGCAUCUGAUCUAUUGAUCUUUGAAUCACCAAAUGCAGAGGCUUACAACGAGCCCGUUGAUCCUGCAACGACUUUCUAUAGGAGCAUUAGAAAUGCCAUACAGAACGCGCAAUCCCUUGGUGCAGUGGUUUGUGGUGAACGAGGAAACACAGCUGAAAACAUGCCUCGUCAGCCUGAAGAAGGAACUGAGAUGAUUGAAAAUGGUGAUGCUUCAUUCUUGAAUUCCAAUCAAAAGAUGGAUUAUGAGAAUCUUUCUGGUCUAUGCCGUGGUAUGAGAAGGCGCUGUCUCGUCUUUGAGAUGGCAGGAGGUCGUAGGAAGCAUAUGGAGGACGGAUCAGCUUCUGAUUCGCCUCUUCUGCUAACAGCGUCUGAUGGCAAUGCUUCCUCUGACAAUCAAAUAGCUCUGACUAAGACAGAAAAUGAUUGCUCUCGUCUAUUGCCUGGGAUCGGCUUGCAUUUGAAUGCUCUGGCAGCAACUCCCAAGGACUUUAAAAUUGUCAACCACGAGUCUUCAGCUUCUGGCAGAUUAUUGAUCGGACCGAGCUCAUCUGCCAAUUUGCCUCCUCCAACUACUAGCCAAGACUUGUUAAGCGACUACUCGUUAGAACGAGAAAUUGAUACCUUCGAAAGUGGUGGUCUUCUCGUGGAAGAUCAUAGCCGGGAAUCUGGAUAUAUCGCGAAUGAAGAUAUCAAUCCGAGUAGUCCAAAGAAAAGGAGGCGUAGGUCGGAGCAAGUUGGAGACGGCGAAUCUUGUAAGCGAUGCAAUUGCAAAAAAUCAAAAUGUUUGAAACUUUACUGUGAGUGCUUCGCUGCUGGUGUCUACUGUGUGGAGCCGUGUGCUUGUAUAGACUGUUUCAACAAGCCCGUGCACGAAGACACUGUUCUUGCCACGCGCAAGCAGAUUGAGUCUAGAAAUCCUCUUGCAUUUGCUCCCAAAGUGAUCAGGACCUCCGAUUCUCUAUCAGAGAUAGUGGAUGACUUCACCAACACUCCUGCUUCUGCUCGCCAUAAAAGAGGAUGCAACUGCAAAAAAUCCGGCUGCCUCAAGAAAUACUGUGAAUGCUAUCAAGGAGGUGUUGGAUGCUCGAUAAACUGCAGAUGCGAAGGUUGUAAAAAUGCAUUUGGCAGAAAAGAUGGUUCAAGUGCAUCAGCGUCGGAGCAUGAGCACGAAGAAGAUGAAAACGGCACUACUGAGAAGGCUACACUCGACAGAAGAAGCAUCUAUAAGGCUGCAAUCCGCGAUGAUCUUGAUCAAUGCAUGGAUACCGUGCCCCCUGCAACACCUCUAGGAGGUGGGAGGCAGCAGCAGCCAUUUCAAUCAUUCUCAAAGAAGAGGCCACCUAGAGCCUCUUUUCCUCCCAUCUGCUCAUAUUCUGGCUUUGGAAAAUCGAGUUUAGUAUUUCCACAACCGCCUAAAUUGAGGACUUGCUUUGAGGAGGAAGAGGAGAUGCCACAUUUUCUGGUAGGAGGAGCAGGGUCGCCUAUCAAGUCGUCCUCGCCUAACAGGAAAAGAGUUUCUCCGCCUCAGACGUCGUCUGGUCUGAGGAGCAGCCGGAAGUUGGUGCUUCAGUCCAUCCCAUCAUUCCCAUCCCUCACACCGAACCAGUGAGACGAGCUCUCUUCGUCUGAUGGAAGCUUCUUGUUUAUGUGCAUUGGUAGUUAUGUUUGGUCUCAGUUUUGUUUUGGCCUUUCUGCUUUGCUUAAUAAUGGCAGCAGUUUGUUGCUGUUCUCACUUUUCCUGAAUAAAAUGCUCUCUCUGUCUCUUUGUGACUGUUAAUUUCUUGAUUCUUUUAUUGUUUGAGGAAAUGUGUUUUUUUUUGCCAAAGUUAUGUACAUGAUUAUCUUUACACUUGAGUGGUACUUUCUUGACAUCAA
This is a messenger RNA of Salvia miltiorrhiza (redroot sage), 2852 nucleotides long. RefSeq names its product protein tesmin/TSO1-like CXC 3. The transcript has 10 exons. Bases 364 to 2586 code for a protein of 740 amino acids. Lineage: Eukaryota; Viridiplantae; Streptophyta; Magnoliopsida; Lamiales; Lamiaceae. Gene Ontology annotation, molecular function: DNA-binding transcription factor activity. The record is from RefSeq and is a predicted model, not a curated record.